This is a messenger RNA of Strongylus vulgaris, 246 nucleotides long. The record is from the annotation of a GenBank genome assembly. NCBI's taxonomy places the organism in Eukaryota, Metazoa, Nematoda, Chromadorea, Rhabditida, Strongylidae.
UUGUUUUUUCAGCGCAUUGUGGGAGAUGUUCUCAGAUACAACAAAACUAGCAAAUACCAUCUCAUAUUGCAUGUUCGAGCGAAAACCAUCAAAGAGGAUGAUGGGAUAUUCUAUUACUAUUCGGACAGGGUUAUGAACUGGAACAGGUCCAGGCAUGACGGGACCAGAGACGAUACAAUUCACUUCAAGUCCCCUUUCAUACCGGGUGAUAUAUAUGUGGGAGUAGGUGGAAAUGAUGUGAUGUGA